AUGAAAAUCAGCCAGGCACACGUCAAAAACCUUGUGACUACAAUCACUCAGUACGGCCUGGGUAAGAAACUCGGCAUCCACCUGCUUCACAAACACGAGCCCCUUCCGGAUGGGCAGGUGAAGCUCGAGAUGAAGAUCGAGUCUGCGCCUGGUAAAUGGAUCAAACCUACUUUGAUCGACUCCCUAGAUCUUAGCAAUAUCCAUGGAGUCACUUUCAAGGUCGUUCCUGGAGAGAAUCGUCUUGUCUCCUAUGAGUUCGGUGAAGGUCCAUCACCUGUCUCCAAUAGCGAUGUGGUCAACAGCAACUGUGUCAAAGACUUCAUCAGCUACGUCACCAAGCAUGACCUAGUUGAUGCGAUUGCGCUUUAG
Messenger RNA from Microsporum canis CBS 113480, 369 nucleotides. RefSeq lists its product as uncharacterized. The transcript has a single exon. The record is from RefSeq and is a predicted model, not a curated record. Lineage: Eukaryota; Fungi; Ascomycota; Eurotiomycetes; Onygenales; Arthrodermataceae. Bases 1 to 369 code for a protein of 122 amino acids.